AAGGCAGCUCGGUCUAGAGUGAUGGCCAUGUCCUUGCAGCUUGCUUUCAUUGAAGGAGGGCGUUGCUAGUGGAGCGUGUCGGUCCCGCAUCAUAGCUCGCUGUAUUGGUUACGUCUGCAUGGAAAUACUGGAAACAUGAACAAGAGAGCGCAAGUGGGGGAAAAAUAAAGAACGAAGAAGAAGAACAAACAACAAACAAGAAACAACUGACUUCUCGCUGGUCGAUGCAACAUUAGGGUUUCUUAGUUACUGACAAGAGCGACUGUUAAUCUGUAGCGAUGUGUGUGUGUGAUUUUCUUUGUCUUUGGUUUUGUGUUGUGGAUGUAGUUAUUUUAGUGAGUUGAAGCGGGGGAAUGGGUUGAAGUAGGUGCUCGGUCGGCCAUCAUUAGAUUUGCAUCUGCUCCUGUAAAGACUUUUUAGGCACUGCGAGUAUGCCAGAAGGGUAAGUUGUUAUCAUCAUCGCGUUUUGGCUUCAUUGACAGAGUUGCUUAGCUGCGUGCUGCUCUGGCAGUGUCAGAUUUACGGAGGGAAGGGAAGGGAAGGGAAGAGAAAGGCGGAGAGGAGAAGAGAUGAGAGGAGAGGGGAGGAGGGGAGUUCUUGCUGCGAUGGUAGAGACGUGAGAUAGGGAUUGUGUGAGGGAGGUAUGGUGGCUAGUAGGGAGCUGCUGAGUGGUGUACCGGGGAGGGGGGUGCGAGGGAAGGGGAAGGAGGUGAUGUGGAGUCGUCGAUGGAUGUGCGGGUUGGGGUGUGCGAAUUGCGAAGAGGGAGACACAUGAUAGGGGAGAAGGCUUGGAGGAGUGAGGGCGAUUUGAGGUUUAGAGGGUUGAAUAAGAGGGGAAGGGCAAGGGCAAGGGGAAAGGAUCAAUAUGGAGGAGGCGAUAUUGCAAUUGCAAUCGAAGGACACGAAGGAGAGAAUGGCAGGUGUGGACAGGCUCCAGACUUUGUUAGAACAAUGCCGGAAGAGCUUGACUGUUGCCGAGGUGUCAAGUCUCGUGGAUGCCUCCAUUUCUUUGUUGAAGGACAACAACUUUAAGGUGGCGCAAGGGGCACUGCAGGCAUUGGCAUCCGCAGCCGCGCUGGCUGGGGACCAUCUUAAGCUGCAUUUUAAUGCGUUGUUGCCGGCCACUGUGGAGCGCUUGGGGGACGGCAAGCAGCCUGUACGCGAUGCCGGGCGACGGUUUCUGCUUUCGCUUAUGGAGAUCUCAUCACCAACCACGAUUGUGGAGAGAGCUGGUGCCUAUGCGUGGGGUCACAAGAAUUGGAGGGUGCGGGAGGAAUUUGCUCGUACAGCUGCCUCUGCUUUGAAUCUCUUUACUGCAGCGGAGCUACCAUUUCAGAGACUCAUCCUACCUUCAGUGCUUAAUUUGUUGGAGGAUUCAAACAGCAGUGUCAGAGAAGCAGCCAUGCUUUGUCUUGAGGAGAUGUAUCGGCAGGGCGGAAAACAGUUUGGAGAUGAGCUUGUACGUCAUCAAUUAAGAGCGUCUCAGUUUAAAGAAAUAAACGCCAGGUUUGAGAAAAUCGAACCUGUGAGGAACAUGUUUGAUAGCAAGCCACAUUCUUCGUCAGCUCAGUGCAUCACUCCACCAAAUCGAUUUUCGGCUACUCCCAGUCAGCACAAAUAUGCCACCCAGCAAGCUGUAACCAGUCAUUCGUGGUCUGCACCCGAGGUGAAAGUUCCAGUGUCAUCUGGGAUUUCCAGGGGCAACAGUCCAAAGUCGAAGCCUAUUUUGGACGCUGAUGAGAAGCCAGCUGACCCAAUUAGAGUUUUCUCCGAGCGGGACCUGGCGAAGGAAUUUGAGAAAGCGGCAAGUAUGCUUGCUCCAACGCAGGACUGGUCGAUCAGGAUGUCAGCCAUGCGAAGAAUCGAAGGAAUAGUGGUAGGAGGUGCAACGAAGUAUAGCGGCUUUCUGCAGUUGUUGAAGCAACUUGUCAAUCCUCUUUGUGAUCAGCUAGCUGAUCGUCGAUCCAGCAUUGUAAAGCAGGCAUGUCAAUUAUUGAAAGUGCUGACCAAGGAGCUCAAAUCAGAUUUUGAUGUCUUCGCGGAAACUUUCCUGCCAGUGCUUUUCAAGCUGGUGGUCAUCACAGUUCUUGUUAUUGCUGAGUCAGCGGACGCUUGUAUCAAAUCAAUGUUGCAACAUUGUAAAGUGGCCCGACUUCUUCCUAAGAUGGUUGAUUUCGCAAAACAUGAUCGGAGCGCAGUUCUCCGGGCAAGGUGCUGUGAGUACUUGCUAUUGGUGUUGGAGCGAUGGUUCGACGCACCUGAGAUGCAACGUUCAGCCGAGCUUUAUGAGGAUCUUAUCAAAUGCUGCUGCGCAGACGCAAUGAGUGAGGUACGCUCUUUAGCAAGGCAGUGUUAUCGCGUAUUUGCUAGGUGCUGGCCAGAUCGAGCACGUCGUCUCUAUCAAGCUUUUGAUCCUGUUACUCAAAAGGUUAUAAAUGACGAGGAUGGAGGAAUUCUAAAGAAAUAUGGCCAUUCUACCGUUCAUGAUACUCAUCAGUUGCGCCAGACCACCAGUUUACCAAUUCUUGCGUCUGGACAUAGCACAUCACCACCUGGGGUGUCGAAUUCGUCAAACGGACACCAAACUGCUUCAUCAAAUGGCUAUAAUUCCAAUUACGCAUCGAAGUCAGUAUCGAGUAUGUCACAGCGGAAGCCAUCAGAGGCUGCUCCCGAGAGAAGUUUACAGAGUGUAUUACAGGCCAGCCAACAGCAAGUAAAUGCAAUAGAGACUAUGCUCAAAGGAGUUGGUAUUAAUGACGUGGGUUCAUAUUAUCCAAAUCCUCAAACUGCUGUUGUAAAUACUUAUUCGAAGAGUCAAUCCACUGGUGCAACUUGGCCCUCACGUCCGGGGAUUGAUCCUCUCUCCUCUAGGGAUCCUCCUCAUCUGGCAUCCGGUGCUGUACCACACCAUCAACCCAGUCUGGCAGCCUUUCGACCUGGAAGUGCUGGAAGAAUACAAAGUGGGCAUCAGGCAUUUGGUGAUAUGGAUGCUGGGAAGUUAGCGGACUUUAGUGGCACAAACAGAGAAGCUGAGUUUGCAGUUGACAUCAACCACGAUUCUGCACGAGCCUCUGGGAGGUCACAAUCAGCUAAGCGAGUACCGACGAGCGUACCAAAAUACAGUACUCGUAGUUCAAGUGUUGAAUAUGAUGAGCCCAAACAAGCUAAACGCAUCCCAAAGCCAGAAGGACAUAUGGAUAGAAUGAUGUCAGAUGCUAAUUCAAACGCAGUACCUGCUUAUCAAAGACCCCUUCUUCGACAAACCGUCUCGGGAAGGUCGUCUGGAAAUAACAGAAGUAACAUAGAAGAUAUCGUUCCCACUGUUAUGAACUCUUCUGGGGAGGUGUUUACUUAUAUGGAUGGCUUGAUGUCAUUGAAUGAUGCUUUGACGGAAGGCUUGGCUCCAGGCUCAGAGUGGUCUGCUCGGGUUGCUGCAUUCACAUUCCUCAAAAAACUCCUUCAGCAAGGAAGUAAGGGCCUUCAAGAAGUGAGCCAGAACUUUGAAAAAGUGAUGAAGCUGUUCUCUACGCACCUGGACGAUCCGCAUCACAAGGUGGCACAGGCUGCUCUUUCCACUCUUGUAGAGCUGGUGCCAGCGUGCCGGAAGUUGUUUGAGACUUAUUUGGAGAGGAUUUUACCACACGUAUUUGCACGACUUGUGGAUGCAAAAGAGGUCAUUCGCCAACUGAGCACCUCUGCUCUCGAGACGGUGGGGAAUACUUAUAGCAUCGACGCACUUUUGCCUGCUUUGCUUCGGUCAUUGGACGAGCAACGUUCUCCCAAGGCAAAGAUGGCAGUCAUCGAGUUUGCUAUUGCUGCAUUUGCAAAAUUGGCCUUGAAUGGGGAGGCAUCAGGGGGAAGUGGGCUAUUGAAACUUUGGCUUGCCAAGCUUGCCCCCCUUGUCCAUGAAAAAAAUGCUAAGUUGAAGGAGACAGCUGUGACAGGGCUUAUAUCUGUAUACUCACAUUUCGAAUCGUCCAUAGUUCUUAACUUCAUUCUUGGAUUAUCUAUUGAAGAGCAGAGUACUUUGCGACGAGCUCUCAAGCAUUAUACUCCUCGAAUUGAGGUGGAUCUUAUGACUUACAUGCAAAACAGGAGCCAGCGGAAUAAGACAAAAUCUGGCCAUGAGCGUCCUUCCUCCUCAUCGACCCACAUGGAGAGAGACGAGGAUUAUAUUGAGCAGGUCUCUCCUACUGGAGAUAAGAAACAGACCGCUCAUGGUUAUUCGUCUGGGGCUUUGGAUAACUUGGGUCGAAAGUGGGUUGCUGCUGCUCAACUUGACACAAUGAACCUGACUCAUCAUGGAGGUGCAACAUUAUCAAUGACCGAUCAGUCUAUUCAUUCCGGUCCCCCUUUUACUUAUUCUGGAGACUCAUCCACUUCUUCUGCUCAUAACAAGGCUAAAGAUACGAUCAGUAAUAUAAUCAGCAAAGAUAUAAAUAAUAAUAUUAUUAGUAGUAGAGAAAUCACCACUUCAUGGUUUAACCGAACUCAGAACCAGCAGGCAGCGGGCUUAGAAUCUAGGCCUAGUGUUUUACCCUUGAUUAACUCAGAGGGUGGUAACAACCCGGAUUCAGGGAUUGGUACGGUGUCCAGUUCUGAAAGCUUACACUUCAAUGACUCACCAGCCAAUAUCCACAGCAAAGUUGAGUUUAACUUUAAUCAUCAAAAGACAAAUGCAAACUCUCUGCUUCCAGGACCAGAUAUCUCCAGUGGUGUACUCCAGAUGUCAAGCUGGGAUAGUGGAAAAGCAAUUGGAGUCAGAGAAAAUGCACUCCAGCAACUGACGGAGUUCUCUCAUGCCAACGAUUCUAAUACGUGGUCGAAGUAUUAUAACCAGAUUAUUACCCUGGUGUUGGAGGCACUGGAUGAUCCAGAACCAACAAUCAGGGAGCGGGCUGCAAUUGUCUUGCUUGAGAUGCUUAAGAAUCAGAAAGACAGACUAGACAAGGAUACUGAAGUUUUGUUGGAGAAACUUUUGCAAUCAGCCAGAGACAGUGACGCAAAGGUGAGUGCUGCGGCUGAUCUUAGCCUGAACGCUGUGUUGACGGAACUGGACACAUAUCGUUGCCUUUCGGUUGUUGUACCUCUUUUGGAAUCUGAAAAUGAGAAGACCUUGGUGACUUGCAUCAGCUGCCUUACCAAACUUGUAAGCAGACUCCCUCCAGAGGAGCUGACGUCCCAGUUGAAUUCUUUCUUGCCUAUGCUCUUUGAUGCUUUUGGAAACCAGGAUGCAGAUGUUCGAAAGACUGUUGUUUUCUGUUUGGUGGAAAUAUACAUCGUCUUGGGCAAAGCAUUUGUUCCAUAUCUUGGAAGUCUUAGCAGCACACAGUUUCGAUUAGUCACUCUCUAUGCAAACCGCAUUUCUCAGGCAAGAAUGGGAUCGUCCUCGCAACCAACCCAGCAAGCCUAAUAUGACCAUACUCAAUAUUCCUCUUCCUACAGAGGGGAAUGUUAAGUUAGCAAGCUAAAAGGGCACAAAUAGCAAGUACCCAUUUGAAGUGAUGUCGACGUUGCAUGGGUAGCUGCGCAGUACUUGCCUUCGUGACGAAGAAGCACUUUUGGUUAUGUAUUCCAAGCUAAGCUGACUUGCGCCUGUACUUUCUAUGUUUGAUUUUCCUGAUUUACACAAUAUUUUUGAAGGUCUGGUUGAGUAGUCGGACCUUUGACAUCGAUCCCGUGUCUAAAUUCUGAAGCUGGAAGGUCGGCACGCAGGAAGGAUGUCCUGAGUUGCGAACAUCCGUUGAGUUCUGGAUUGGUUACUUGAGUUGGGACCUAUGUAUUUCUAUUUAUUGUUGUUGAUUCCAUGUAUUUGGAGGAGAGUUCACGAGAUUGUGAAUUUUUUUUCUAGAAUCUGUAUCUGGUAGUGAUGCGUUUGUAAGCUUCUUCUGUCAAUAAUUCACUAGUUCGAAAAUUUCUGCGGCUA
Physcomitrium patens is the source of this 5926-nucleotide messenger RNA. Its product is annotated as CLIP-associated protein. NCBI's taxonomy places the organism in Eukaryota, Viridiplantae, Streptophyta, Bryopsida, Funariales, Funariaceae. Gene Ontology annotation, molecular function: microtubule binding. Gene Ontology annotation, cellular component: cytoplasmic microtubule. The record is from RefSeq and is a predicted model, not a curated record. Gene Ontology annotation, biological process: microtubule cytoskeleton organization.